GUGACGCUAUGCUGUCUGUAGUUUGUAGAAAUCGCGCGAUCGGUACCUGAACAGGCUCAGAUGCGCGCGCGCCUAGGGCCGGUCCGAACGUCGCCGUCAGUGUCUCACUCUCAUAGCUUGCAGUAAUAUACUUUAUCGUGUGUGCCACAAGUUGAUGGGAGCCGGUGUUAGAUCGACCGACUAAGGUAAAGGCAAAAUGCCGAAGUUGAAGACAGUACUAGUAACAGGAGGAGCCGGAUACAUAGGCAGCCACUGUGUAGUGGAUCUUUUACAGGCAGGACAUGAAGUCGUGGCCAUAGACAACUUCGUGAAUGCCGUCGGUGACGAAAAGGGUUCACCGGCUCUGCAGCGCGCGGAAACCAUCACGGGGAAGAGCAUAGCAUUCUACAAGGCAGACCUACUCGAUAAACCGCAGAUCAUGCAAAUAUUUGAUAAGCAUCCAAUAGACUGCGUUAUACACUUCGCUGCCCUAAAAGCCGUGGGGGAAUCAAUGCAGCAGCCACUACUAUACUACCAGAACAACCUUCUAGGAAUGCUCAAUUUGUUAGAGAUAAUGCGCUCACACAACUGCUACCAAAUGGUUUUUUCUUCAUCGUGUACUGUAUACGGAGAACCUGAGUACCUGCCAAUAACAGAAACUCACCCUACUGGGAACAUCACCAACGUGUACGGCAGGACCAAGUACUUUAUAGAAGAAAUGCUAAAGGAUUUAAGCGUUGCUGAUGAGAAAUGGAACAUCAUAUCUCUAAGAUACUUCAACCCGGUCGGAGCGCAUCCCUCUGGCUUGAUCGGGGAGGACCCAACCAAAGAGUUCACCAACCUCAUGCCGUUUAUGGCGCAGGUGGCACUCGGCAAGAAACCCGUGCUUACGGUGUUCGGCAGCGACUACAACACACCAGACGGAACUGGUGUUAGAGACUACAUUCACGUCAUGGAUUUGGCCAGCGGACAUGUUGCAGCGUUGAAUUUAUUAAGUAAUAAUCACAUCAGACUUAAGGUGUAUAACUUGGGUACCGGCAAAGGGGUUUCAGUCAAAGAAUUGGUGAACGUGUUUGAAAGAGUGACGAACACAAAGAUACCCCUGAAAUACGUGGAGAGGCGACUAGGGGACAUCACGGCGAUGUGGGCGGACGCCUCUUUGGCAAAGGAGGAGCUCGGGUGGACAACCAGAUAUUCGGUGGAAGAAAUGUGCACCGAUUUUUGGAGGUGGCAAUCUAUGAACCCCGACGGAUACCCUAAAAAGAUUAAAACGAACGUGAUUGUUAACGGCAAAAGUUAACAUGCGUCAUUAAAAAAAUCUUUUAUCCAUA
Messenger RNA from Chilo suppressalis (striped riceborer), 1310 nucleotides. Lineage: Eukaryota; Metazoa; Arthropoda; Insecta; Lepidoptera; Crambidae. The record is from the annotation of a GenBank genome assembly.